GUUCGAUCAUUCCGUUGAAUCUGUUUUUGUUGUACAUCUAUAAUGUAUGGUUCAGUACUUGAAACUAUGUUCCGUAAAUAUCCGAACGCUCUCGCUCUCAUUUCGUCUCAAACUACACAUCUGAGAGUUUCUCCUUCUCCCUCUUUUGUUGCUCUUUCUCACCGUAGCAACCGCCGCGUCAUAUACACACAUACCUGCCCGAGUAUACAAACGCAUAUCGCGAGCAGCCACAAAAGCAAAGAGAUUGGAGCAGGCGAGCAUAGUUGUGCCUUUUUCUCUUACUCUCUAUUAUUUGUAUUGUUACCUUCAAAGCGUGCGGACGUACGAUGUGUCGUGCUCGUUGCUAGUACCUGUGAAAAAAGAAGCUACACGCACUUGCAAUUUACAGUGAUUUUUUACGCUACUAUUUAUCGCGAGACCUGACCAAACAAAAACAACGCAGACGUAUUAAAUUGUUCGUUUGUUUGAUGUGUUCCCAGGCAAGUGAAGUAAACGUAACUGCACAUAACACAUCACCAGUCAAACAUAAAAGUGCUAGAUCAAAUCGUGAUCGCGGUGAUCGCACUAUCCAAAAUAGUUACAAGUGUUGGUUUGAAAGCAAAUGAUGUAGUUUGAUCCAAAGUCUCACUGCAUAGCAAUCGAAGUGUGCGUGGUAGUGGCGAAUGGUGCGAAAAAGUGCAAUCCAAGUAAACGCCCUAGUGUCACUGGCACCCCAAAACGAGGGUUCCGAAAUGUGAGGCAACCGUGUGGCGAGUUAGUGAAAAAUGGGAAAAUAGUUAUACCGUGGCUACACGGGAAGAUUGGUGCGUUUGUGCUUGUGUGUGAGUUUCGUCAAAAGUGAAGGCAGUGUUUGAAGCUAGGGAAUGUUAUGGGGGGGAAGGAAAACCGUAUAGAAACCCCACAUUUAGUGUAGUGUAAGCAUAACCGAAAUUGAAGGCAGGUGUUAUCAAAUUGCCGCAGCAUACGCAAAUCGUAACUAGAAAGGCAAAACGCUUGAUUCGUGAACGUGGCACUCAGUCUGGCGCAAUGGCAGGAAAUAUUGUUAAAUGGUGGAAACAUAAAAUACUCGGCGGCUACAAACAGUUUACAGUUUUACAAGAAUGCGCCACCGAUUCAGAGGAACUAAUUUAUCCUGGGCGAGCUCCAUCAGCCUGUAGUGCACCACCGGAUCUACUGCUUACUAGUGAUCGCGAGCAAAUGUUAAAAGUGAAAUCCUCCUCAAGCACUGGUGCUGCUACUGGUCAGACUAAAACGUCAGUCCAUCAUCAUCAUCAUCACGGACACCAUCAACAAUCACCCGCUGCCAACGGACAUAAUCAUUCGAGCGCAUCCCAGCAACAACAGCCACAGCAACAUCACAAAUCACAAAAGGAUGCCUUCCGAAAGAGUGCGUCUGGGAAAAUGGGUGGUGGUGUAGUUGCCGGUGCCUCAGGUGGAGGAACCACCAAUACAUUAAACACCACCGCCGCAACCAUCCGUAGUGAUCCUGAUCGAGUUCGAUUGGAGGAGUUCACGUGCGAUGUGUCACUGGAAGAUGGAAAGAAGCCACAACCACUACAGUUUUCCUUCACUCUCUACGAUCUGGAUGGUCAUGGGAAAAUAACCAAAGAUGACAUUGCUGGAAUAGUGUCGACAAUUUAUGAAUCAAUAGGCAAAUCGGUAGUAGUUCCUCACUAUGGUAGCAAAACAAUUAACGUUCGUCUGACCGUGUCUCCGGACGGUAAAACGGCCACUACAAAACCAGCAUCGGCCGCCGUGAAGAAAGCCAUAGUCACGCCCCGAAGGCGAUACCGCUCGCGGAAACUUAUCUCCGAUGAUGAUGGCAGCGAUACGUCGGAAAAUUGUCCACGACUGCUUCGCAAUCGAACAGCAGCCACCGCAACUGCCGUAAACAAUGGUCAGAUGACCAAUAACAAUCAAACUGCCCCGUCGAAUCAACAGCACCAGCAGCAGCAUCAUCAUCAUCACCAUCAUCCGAACGGAAAUUCUGGAAAGUUAAAAGAAUCGAAUCUGACAAAGGCAACCGCUCUAGCAGGUGAUUGCCAAGUGAAGCGCUUAGUUGAGCUAAGCAACAGCCCUGAUAGUACACCGGCGGUCGGUCAGCUACUGGUGGAAGCAUACCAUAACAAUUUUAGUGCGGUGACAUCCGGAGCAGCAACUGGGUUGGGAAAGAACGUCCUCAAUAAUGCUUCAAAUGCAAACAAGAGCAAAACAAACGAAAAUAUUUACGAAAGCAUUAACAACCUAAAGUGCUGCAAUCUUCAGCAGCAGCAGCAACACCAACAAUCUACAUCCCAUAAUACCAGCAUUCAGACAACAGUUUCUUCGCUUCCAGUAUCAGCCGCAUUGAAUCAGUCGACCGCAUCGACAGCGGCACUUAUUUGUCGUGAUUGUAUUGAUGGUCCAACAACAACUUUAAUUCCAACGUUGUCGACAUUGGAAACGGUCGUAAUUCCAACGCCACCGUCCGCAAUAAUGGCUGGCCGUGCCAAACGUAAGCUUGUACGAAAAACGCGAUCAUCUCGGAAAACUGCCGUCGCCGCGAAGAUGAUGGCGGAAGACUUUCAAAGACGCCCGAGAGCACGUAGUUUGUCCGUGGGGAACGAAAACUGCUACGAAAAUGUAAUAGGCCGUAUGGCAGCCGCUCAAGAAGAAUGCUGGAAAAGCUCAUUGUGCCGGAGGGAACUGAUCGAGAUCAUACGCGAAAGUAUGGUGAAGAAUAGUCUCUGUUUUCAACCAAAUCGGAAAGCGAUAGAAAGUUCACCGAAACAUCGCCACCGUUCGCACACGAUUGCUUCCCGUGUUGGGGAUCAGGUGUUCUUCAACUAUCACCAUCCGACAGCAGCAGCAUUGAUGGCGGCAAAUAACGGAGCUGCUGUUGCAGCCGAACUCGGUGGAACACAAGCUGCCACCACCAGCACAACAACAACUGCUCUAUUUACGAUUGCUGGACAUGAAACAAAUCUCUGCGGUUAUGAUUCCUACCUUCACAAAACAAUCUGUGCUGCGGCUAAUGGAGGAGGCAAUGCUUCAAGUAUGCAGUUGGCAGCUGCACACACGACGGCGGCUAUUAACGGAGCUGUUCCAGUACUUGCUACCAGUACACCAAACCGGUUACUACAGCAACAUUUCCAUCAUUCCAAAAUAAAGAGGAAGGAACAUCAUCGUUUAGCAGCUGCUGUUGGUGCAGUUCGAUCUACACAACAUCCUGCGCCCGUAAAGCUUAGCACGGCCCUACUCAACCAACAGUACCCGAAUCUCUCGGCCGAGCAGAAGCUAACACGUUCAAUCAAUCAGGUCGAACAAUGGCUUGAUCAUCGUAGUCCCAAGAUCCUUCCAAAGGUCAAACUUACAGAUGAAACGCAACCCACGCGCACAGUCAUCGGUAGACCGCUGAAGCGUUCUAAGAGCAAAGAAGAACUGACGCCAAGCAAUCUUUUACUGCUGGAAAAUCUGAAAAUCAGUGAAGACAUUGCGGAAAUAGCGGUUGUAACGCCGAAAAAGGUGUACAACAAAGAAUCUUUGAUUGCUUCCGCGACUAAAAAGAAUAUCAAAACACACCAUCAGCACAGCUCCUCGCGACAACAGACCACACCAGGUGUUGAAAUGGGCGUUGAGAAAUCAGCUCCAACUGCGACGGUAACUAAACAAUCCACUCCUAAUGGAGAUGCUCAGCUGGUACAACUACAGUACGGUUCUGUACCGGUCAAUGCUGAGCCGAGUGAAUGCGAAAAUCUAAUUCGCAUGUCCGAUGAUGGUGAAGACGAGUCUCAGCAGCAAUCAACUAUGGCCACAGGAAAACACCAUUAUCGCCAUCCGCAUCAGCAGUCACGCUCGCAGCCACAAUCUCCGCAGCACCAUCAGCAUCAUCAUCAGCAGCAUGCACAGGAAUCACGGCACUGUGGCAGCGGUGGAGCACAUUCUGUCUCUUCUGCAUCGGCCGCCUCGACAACGGCCGUCCACCGAUACGUGCAUGAGCACAUCCAUCAUCACUAUCAUCAUUUCGAAAAUGAUCCUGAUGAAUCUUGAUGCUGGUGGUACGGACGUUUACAGCUGGAACCUUCUCCUAUAGCGUCAGCCCCUACGGCGAUGGCGAAAGUUGGUGGUCCCUGGUUAUCACUCGAAGAACCUCCACCACCUCCGUGAUCGAUGCUUACCACUACCAUCAUAGCCGCACCAUCUGCUGGACGCUGCCACCGUUCUUCGGCGGGUUGGUUCUGUUGCUUCUAGCUUCGCUUUUAACCACUCUCAAGCAUUCAUUUCAUCUCAUUUAGCUGUUUCUCUCUUUUGUGUACUUACGAAUCUCACACUGUUUAAGUUUUAUUCGAGUCAUUAUACUGUCGAAACAACACUCUGCGUCUGUGCCCAGAAUAUAGAAAAGAUCGAGACUGGUAGUUUUCUAUCCAUUUCGUGAUGUACAUCAUAUUACAAAACCUAACGAAACAGCGAACACUAACACCUUUGCCAACUGAUGUGUAUAAAUUAAUUUAUGCGAGUUGUAUGGUACUAUCUUCUGCGCGGUGGAUCAGUCUUCGGAGAUGAUCAUGAUAACAAUUUUCACUGCAUUGCUAAUUUGAACUGAUGAUCCACGCAAGAGCUUAUUGUAAAAAAGGGGGACAGAUAAGAAAAAAUGUAUAUGAUGUUGCACAGUAAAAGAAUAGGGCUUACAAUGUACGAUAUUGGUUAUUGGUUACUUGCGGAGGCGCUGAAAAACGGGAAUAAAUAAAGUGAAUCGUUGGGCAAAGAAUUCACCUAUAUGUGCGGGAAAAAAUAAGUAUUAAGCUACUAAUCAUUAGCUAGUGUUAGUUACUAUUUAUUUUGUUAGUUGGAACCAAAUCAUCGAAACCUAGGUAGAGACAGCUAUAGAAUGAAAUUAAAGCAAACAGUAACAAACAUCUUACAACGCAUUACAAAGGUACGAAGUUUUAUAACAAAAUCGAGGCAAAACGCUCUAAUAUCAUAUUCAUUACAUGCUAGAAGAUGCUUCAAGAAUAUAUGUACCACACUUUUCCAUCUUUCUCAGAUGCUCGCAUCCAUGAUUUUAUCACAAUUGUAUUACCUUGUUAACAUCUCGUAUUACUUAUCUUUCUCUCAUCCUUCAAUUGGUUUCUAUUUUAAACGAAACCACGGUCUUGACAUUUUCAUUGAACAAAAGUGUAAAUAAAUAAUACACAAGUGAAACCUAAUCCAAUCGGUAGACAAAUCGAUUGAAGACACGCGACGGAAAAAGAACACGAAACUUACAAGACUGAUUUCAUGUUAUUAAAUCGUAAUAAUGAAUGUUUUUCUUUUUAUGUAUUUCGAUACGUUUGUUCAAUACUUUAUCUCCCUUUGUUUUUAAAUGUUUAAAAGAAGUUUAUGAGGAUUAUUGGGUGGAAGUGAAGGACUUUGAAAAAAAUAAUAGAAAUAUAAUGUGAAUAGAAAAAGCUCUGCAUAUAAGUAUACGGAGAGAAAAGAUAUGCUGUCCGGUUUUACUAAAACUAUACAUGGCCAUUUUGCAACUAUUUCGACGGUGGGUGUCCAACGAAAGCAAAAAUUAAUUGUUUUUUUUUCUUUGGUUCUAAUCAAAAUCAUUACUGUAUGACAUAAAAUUAAGUGGAACGAAAUUUCAUUGUAGCAUUAAACACAAAAUUAUGAACGGUUUCGGUUAUGUAGGAGAUGUACAGUAGGUAAAGGAAAGAUAUAUUACAAUGCAAAAUGAUAAGUAAAAUUACACAUAAUCAUUUUGUGCAGAUAUAUGCGAUCAGGUACAGUCUAAGCCUUAAAACAUUAUUACAAGUUCUAAAUUGAUUCAAAUUUUUAGUUUUAUUUUUGAGGUUUGAUUUUAUUACUUUCAAAAUUUUGCAGCAAAAGUCAAUAGGGAAACAAACACAUUAAAAAACCUUUUUGUGCAACAAAUCAGAAAGCAGAUGCAUACGAACAUAAAUACUUUGUUUUGAGAUAAAUGUUUUUAAACGAGAAAGAAACGCAUCCACGGAUACACCAAGGGCUUCUCAAGUGAAAAGGAAUUUGACGCUAUUGAAGGAAACUGUUGUGUGCUAGUGUUGGCUUGGCUUGUGAACGCUUUUCAUGCGUUUUCUGAUUAAUAUAUAGUACUACAGCUUAUGCCGAGCUUCUCGUUCAUUGAAAAAGCUUUUGGUUGGUAAAAAAACCCGGAUUAGGUGUUUAAUAAAAGUAUUAUUAAAAGCGCGAAAGGAAAUAGCAUACAAGUACAAGUACGAAUUACCACCACUUUAUACUAUUACCCUCUUACCUUAAACUUUCUCGGUUCUACUAUAUUUCAAACAAGCUUUAGUUUCUACUACACAAUAUCCGGGUCAGAAAGAGUGAGAAUGUCUAUGCGCUUGUACGAUUGUUAGGUUAUAAGGUUAAUUUAUUACGAUAUUUCUCACUAAGAACGGCAGACACUAUUGCUGCUCUUUCUUUUAUUUCUCAUGACACUAAAGUUCUUCAAGCUAAAUUUUCUAACAAUGAUCACAUAACACAGGUUUACACAAGUGUGAAACUGACACGAAAAUUGUGUUCCAUUGUAUCAUUAAACCCAUAGAUACGGUCAUAUUCAAGAUAAAUAUAACGAGAAUACAGUUAAAUAAAUA
Anopheles funestus (African malaria mosquito) is the source of this 6596-nucleotide messenger RNA. It is a transcript of the gene nkd, whose product is annotated as protein naked cuticle homolog. Lineage: Eukaryota; Metazoa; Arthropoda; Insecta; Diptera; Culicidae. The transcript is spliced from 7 exons. Gene Ontology annotation, molecular function: calcium ion binding. Bases 1027 to 4029 code for a protein of 1000 amino acids. Gene Ontology annotation, biological process: negative regulation of Wnt signaling pathway. Gene Ontology annotation, cellular component: cytoplasm. The record is from RefSeq and is a predicted model, not a curated record.